Drosophila grimshawi is the source of this 789-nucleotide messenger RNA. It is a transcript of the gene Csl4, whose product is annotated as exosome complex component CSL4. Gene Ontology annotation, cellular component: cytoplasm; nuclear exosome (RNase complex). Gene Ontology annotation, biological process: RNA processing. The transcript is spliced from 2 exons. Lineage: Eukaryota; Metazoa; Arthropoda; Insecta; Diptera; Drosophilidae. The record is from RefSeq and is a predicted model, not a curated record. Gene Ontology annotation, molecular function: RNA binding. The coding region runs from base 69 to 761 and encodes 230 amino acids.
AAUAACAUUUCAUCAAUCUGUUAAGAUCUAGACGCCAAAGCCAUGUGCCUGUUGUUGUUUUUAUUUAUAUGAACAAAAGUCAUCAAUCAACAUUGUGCGAUUUAAAAAAUUCAAAUAUGACUGACAAGAAUACACCUGCAGCAGAUAUGUCUCCCAAUGAGGAGGAUUUAUUAAUCUGCCUACCUGGUGAACGCUUGUGCCGCGUAGAGGAUAAUGUUAUAGUUGGUGAGGGAACCUACGAGCAGGGCGGCUACAUUUAUGCCUGCAAAUCAGGAAUAGUCAACAUCGAUGACUCUACGGAAAAGUGCCAAAUUGUAAGUGUUCACAAGCCGGGCUUCCAUUUGACCAUUCCGGCAACGGGAGAUGUUGUCACGGCACGCGUUCUUGUGACGACACCUAAAUUUGCAAAGUGUGCGAUAUUUUGCGUUAGGAACGUGCUGCUCGAGAGCAGCUAUCGUGGCCUGCUGCGUAAGGAGGAUGUGCGCGAAACGGAAAAGGAUCGAGUGGACAUCUACAAGUCAUUCAAGCCUGGCGAUAUCAUACUGGCACGCGUCAUCAAUCAAAUGGAACAAUCCUUCACGUUGAGCACAGCUGAAGCAGAGCUCGGUGUUGUGGUUUCUUAUGCGAGUGAUAUACGGAAACACCGCAUACCCAUGGUGCCCAUUGGUUGGGGCGAGAUGCAGUGUCCCCAGACAACGAUAAAGGAGCCCAGAAAGGUAGCAAAGGUUCUACCCGAAAGUUUAAUCAAAAUUGAACCAUAAAUAUAAUUCUAAAUAACUUUGCCCUGAA